UUAUCUGGGUUCGGUCUCUCUGACUCUAAGUUUUUGUCUGUCGUUUGUAAUAUUAGUUCUUUGCAAUCGCUUGAUGUUUCCGAAAACCAGUUUAGCUCAAUUCCCCAUGAAUUCAUCACAGAUUGUGGAAGGAUUGGUGGGCUCAAGUUGUUGAAUUUUAGCAAGAAUUGGUUGGAUGGUUCUUUGGUUAGUUUUGAUGGUUUUGUUGGAUUAGAAUUCUUGGAUUUGUCUUAUAAUAGAUUGAGUGGAAACAUUAGUUUACUGUUUGAUGAAUUAGUUAAUCUCAAAAGUUUGAAUGUUAGUCGCAAUAAUUUUGAAGGGGUUAUUUCUAGCAAUCUUGGGAAAUCUAAGGCUUUAGAGCAACUUGUGCUUUCUGUGAAUCAUUUCAGUGGUGAUAUACCUGAAGAAAUUGCAGAUUGUGCGAAUUUGACCUUUAUUGACUUUAGUCUCAAUAAUCUUUCGGGGUCUAUUCCUAAUAGAAUUGGAGAACUUGCAAACUUGGAAGUUCUAAUCCUCUCUGAGAAUAAUUUAAAUGCUGGAAUUCCAACAAACCUUUCCAGUAUAUCAACCCUGUCGCGUUUUGCAGCCAAUCAGAACCAUUUUAGUGGCUCAAUUCCUGGUGGACUCACAAGAUAUGUGAAGAAUUUAGAUCUUAGUUACAAUAAAUUGACAGGGUCUAUUCCAGGAGACCUUUUAUCAUUUACAAAUUUGCAGACUGUGGAUUUGUCUUAUAAUUUGCUAAACGGUUCAAUACCUGAUAAAAUGUCUCCAAGCUUGGUCAGGUUGAGAUUAGGAAGCAAUUCACUCAAUGGUGUGAUCCCUUCGGUGAAUUUUGCAACUCUGGAAAAAUUGACUUACUUGGAGCUAGACAACAAUAGCUUCACUGGAAUGAUACCUCCAGAAUUGGGUGAUUGCCAAACUUUGACGCUGUUGAACUUGGCUCAGAAAAAACUGAAUGGUUGAUUGCCGGUAAGAUUGGGUAAUCUCAGCCAUCUUCAAGUCAUGAAGCUUCAACUCAACAACUUGAGUGGAUAUAUCCCUGUUCGGUUUUCGCAGCUAAAGAAGUUGUCUCAAUUAAACAUUAGCUGGAAUUCGCUGACUGGUUCAAUACCUCCUUCCUUUUCCAACUUGCAAGGGCUUACAAACUUGUACUUACAACACAACUAUCUCAGUGGUCCCAUACCUGAUUCUAUCAGGAACAUGUAUUCUUUGAUAGAACUCCAUCUUGGAGAAAAUCAGCUAAGUGGCCGAAUUCCACCGUUGCCAGUGAAAUUGCAGAUUGCUUUGAAUCUGAGCAGCAAUCUCUUUGAAGGAUCAAUUCCAGACAGUCUUGCUACUCUGACUGGAUUAGAAGAUUUAGAUCUCUCAAACAACAAAUUCUCUGGUGAGAUUCCUUAUUUUUUGACUCAAAUGCCAACCCUGACGCAGUUAAUUCUUUCUAAUAAUCAGUUGUCAGGAAUUGUUCCGAAGUUUAGCCCGCAUGUUUUGGUCAAUACAAGUGGAAAUCCGAACCUCAUACAUGCACCAGCACCAGCGCUAAACGCUUCCCCACCACUGGUAAGGGCAGAGAGGAGGAUGCCAGUUGCAGUUGUAAUACUUAUGGCCCUCGCCGCUAGUGUUUAUGCUGCUAGGGUAAUCACAGUCAUAUGUUCCUUCUUUCUUCGAAUAAUCCGAAGUAUUAGAAAAUAG
Pistacia vera is the source of this 1689-nucleotide messenger RNA. RefSeq names its product probable LRR receptor-like serine/threonine-protein kinase At4g36180. The record is from RefSeq and is a predicted model, not a curated record. The annotation marks the transcript as partial. Gene Ontology annotation, molecular function: protein binding. Lineage: Eukaryota; Viridiplantae; Streptophyta; Magnoliopsida; Sapindales; Anacardiaceae. The transcript has a single exon.